GGCCGCCGCGUCGGCUGGGACGUCACUUCCGGGACGCUUCCUCGCGGGGCCUUGUGGGUAGCCGGCCAGGGUCUCCUGGCGUCGAUGAUGGCGGGGGAUGUGGGCGGCCGCAGCUGCCCCGAUUCGGAGCUGCUGCUGCACCCGGAGCUGCUGUCCCAGGAGUUCCUUCUCCUCACCCUGGAGCAGAAGAACAUAACUGUUGAAAAUGACAUGAGAGUAAAUAAAGACAGUCUUACCGAUCUUUAUGUUCAGCAUGCAAUACCACUGCCUCAGAGAGAUUUGCCAAAGAACAGAUGGGGGAAAGUGAUGGAAAAGAAAAGAGAACAACAUGAGAUAAAAAAUGAGACGAAAAGGAGUAGCACUGCAGACGGGUUUCGGAAAAGACCCCUCAUCGUGUUUGAUGGGAGUUCAACAAGUACAAGCAUAAAAGUGAAGAAGACUGAGAACGGAGACAAUGACCGACUCAAGUCCCGGCCUCAGGCCGGCGCUACCAGUAAUGCCUUUCGAAAAUUGUCAGAUUCCUCUUCAGGUGUUUCACCCCUAAUUUUGUCUUCCAAUUUGCCUACGAACAAUAGAAUGGAACACAAUAAUAAUGACACUAAACAGAACCAUGACUUAACGCAUAGGAAAAGUCCUUCCGGCCCUGUGAAGUCGCCGCCUUUGUCGCCUGUAGGAACUACUCCGGUGAAGUUAAAGCGAGCCGCUCCCAAGGAGGAGACCGAGGCCGAGGCCGCGGCCGCGAAUAACCUGAAGCCCCCAGAAGCAAAGAGGAAGAUACAGCAUGUUACAUGGCCGUGAAGGAAAGUUUCCAAAAAUGUAAAUAUAACUGUAACUAGUUUUUCAAACGAGUUCACAUUUACUGACAGUAUUUACAGAGAUCCUGAUUAUUGUGGAAUUUUCUUAAGAGGUUUAAAUUAGGUUCAAAGAAAUAAAGUCCUUUCCUUUCCUUUUUCCCUCCUUUUCCUUCCUCUGGGAGGAAGAAAUCUUGCCUUUCAUGCUCCAAUUAGGAAAGAAUUUCUUUUUAAACAAAUGGUUUAGUAUAAGUCAUUUAUAUUGGUCCUCCUCAAAUAAUUAGCUGCAAGUCAGGUAUAAAGCAUUUGAUGAACUUUAGGAAUUAUUCGCAUUAGUCUCUUUUGGUCUUUGGGGAAAUUUGAGGUUUUUGAAACUCGGAUAUUUUAGAAGUUCACAAUUUUCAUUUCUUUUCCCAAGCAAAAGAAAAUAACAGUUCACUGCAGUAUUCUAGUGAAUUCUGCCAAACU
Molecule: messenger RNA, 1259 nt
Organism: Mesoplodon densirostris (Blainville's beaked whale)
Lineage: Eukaryota; Metazoa; Chordata; Mammalia; Artiodactyla; Ziphiidae
Gene: TSLIG2
Product: chromosome 14 C2orf49 homolog
Exons: 4
Coding region: 85-798 (237 amino acids)
Biological process (GO): embryonic morphogenesis
Cellular component (GO): tRNA-splicing ligase complex
Source: RefSeq, a predicted model, not a curated record